This is a messenger RNA of Protobothrops mucrosquamatus (brown spotted pit viper), 1352 nucleotides long. It is a transcript of the gene ADRB3, whose product is annotated as adrenoceptor beta 3. Gene Ontology annotation, cellular component: membrane. The coding region runs from base 1 to 1320 and encodes 439 amino acids. The transcript has a single exon. Lineage: Eukaryota; Metazoa; Chordata; Lepidosauria; Squamata; Viperidae. The record is from RefSeq and is a predicted model, not a curated record. Gene Ontology annotation, biological process: norepinephrine-epinephrine-mediated vasodilation involved in regulation of systemic arterial blood pressure; adenylate cyclase-activating adrenergic receptor signaling pathway. Gene Ontology annotation, molecular function: beta3-adrenergic receptor activity; epinephrine binding; norepinephrine binding.
AUGGCUCCCCCGUGGCCCCCCAACGGGACCUGGCCGGGGUCGGCGGAGCAAGCGGGGUCGGGGGGCAACGGCACCAAUUGUUCUGGGACGGAAAGCAGCCUCAGCCGGCAGGGGGCGCUCGGAGCGGCCCUCAGCCUGGCCGUGCUGGUGACGGUGGCCGGCAACCUGCUGGUGGUGGUGGCCAUCGCGAAGACCCCCCGCCUGCAGACCAUGACCAACGUCUUCAUCACUUCUCUAGCCUGCGCUGACCUCAUCAUGGGGCUUUUGGUGGUGCCUCCGGGGGCCACCCUGGUUCUGAGCGGCCACUGGUUGUACGGCACGGUUGUCUGUGAGCUGUGGACCUCGCUGGAUGUGCUGUGUGUGACGGCCAGCAUCGAGACCCUGUGCGUCAUUGCAGUGGACCGAUACUUGGCGAUCACAGCCCCACUGAAGUAUGAGAUGCUGAUGACCAAGAGCCGAGCACGGGGUGUGGUCUGCCUGGUGUGGGCCGUGGCUGCCUUCAUCUCCUUCUUGCCCAUCAUGAACCACUGGUGGCGGGAUGUAGCUGACGAGGAAGCCUUGCGCUGUUACCAGGAUCCUCAGUGCUGUGACUUUGUCACCAACAAGCCCUAUGCCAUCUUGUCUUCUAUCAUCUCUUUCUACGUGCCUCUGUUGGUCAUGAUUUUUGUCUAUGCCCGGGUCUUUGCCAUCGCUACCAGGCAACUUCAUGUCAUCGAAAAGGACAAGGGCAGGUUCCUUCAGGAGGCGUCCAAAGGCUUCCGCCGUAGGAGGCCCUCCCGUCUCCUGCUUGCCAUCAAAGAGCACAAAGCCCUGAAGACUUUGGGCAUCAUCAUUGGUGUCUUCACUCUCUGUUGGCUGCCCUUCUUUGUGGCCAACAUCAUCAAGGUCUUUGCAAGGUCCUUUGUCCCUGACCCACUUUUCCGCUUCUUCAACUGGCUAGGCUAUGUCAACUCAGCUUUCAACCCCAUCAUCUACUGCCGCAGUCCUGACUUCAGGUGUGCCUUCAGAAAACUCUUGUGUUGCCCUUGGAGAUCGGAUUCCCAGCUUCAUGCUUUCUCCAAGGACCUGCAGAGAUGCCUCUGUGCCUUCAGCUCCCGGGAGAGCAAGUCCAUUGCUACAGUUUCCAGAGAGGAGGAAGAGGAAGAGGAGGAAGAGGAGGACUUGGGCACUGGUAGCACCAGCAGUGGCUCCAGUAACAGGACCGAGGAAACAAAGCAUUUGUAUCUGCCCAGCAAUGGGCACAGUUGUACACAGCGUCCUCUGGGGGAAACUCAGCUCCAAGGCACCCAGAUCACUUUGUGUCCACAACUGGAAGAGUAGGUGUUGGGAAUGGUAGUGGGGAUGGAAAGAGA